UGGACGAACUAACAAGGAAGUAAAAGUUACCUGACUAAGAUUUUACUUCCUACUUAAUCAAAACUUCAUGAUGGACGAGUACUAUGAUGACGAAAACGGUGACUCUAUAUAUGCAAACGAUCUGACAUCAGAGCUACUGAAUGUACAAGAGUUAUUGAAGAAUAAUUCGCUCGACGAACUUCUCAAAAUUGAUCGAGAUAACAUCCGAGAGAAGGAAAAAGAAAAACAGUGGUACCACGGAAGGAUAGCGCGAGAUGUCGCAGAGGAUAUCCUUAAGAAAGGACUUGUCAAGCAUGGAAACAUGGAUGGAUUGUUCCUGGUACGAGAGAGCUCCUUCUCUUCAUCUAGUUUUGUGCUGUCCUUAUAUAGUAAAGGAAUUUUUUUCCACUUUCAAAUCAAUGAGGUGAAAUCAGCACAUUUCAGCAUUGAUCAAGGCCCAACAGUCCAUGGACUGGAUAGAUUGAUACAGAACUAUCAGGAACAAGCACAGGGACUGCCUACACAUCUUACACUGUUCUGCAAAUGUAAACCCCCUCCUGAUGAACAAAGAUAUUCUGGUGUUACCAACCUCUUACAUAGAGCUGUUCUGGAAAAUAUUCCAGAGGUAGUGAAACAAAUUCUAGCCAGCAAGUAUUGUCCAUCAGUGAAUGCUAAGUCUGAAUGGGGUAUGACUGCCCUACAUGAUGCUUGUUACUAUGGUUUUGAGGAUGUGGCUGAUCUUCUCAUUAGAAAUGGGGCCAAUGUAAACUGCUUUGAUAAGGAUGGUCAGACACCAUUACAUAGAUGUUGUACAGGGAACAAAGCUGGGAUUAUAUCUAUAUUGAUACAAGAAGGAAACGCUAACGUGAACGAAAGGAACCCAAAGAGUGGCUGGAUACCAAUACAUCAGGCUGCAUACAAAGGAUACUUGGACUGUAUUAAGAUACUGCUAGAUUACCAUUCGCCGUACUUGCCCAGAGCUGAUGAUGAUACUACUCCGCUAGAUCUGGCAGAAAAUUAUGAGCAUGCAGACUGUGUUAAAGAAAUAGAGCAAUUUGAACAGCCAAAAGUGAUAACCCACAAAUAUGACUGGUUUCACCCUGAGAUAGACAGACAGGGUGGCCAGAAGUUGUUAGAAUUAAAAGGAUUACGUGAGGGGCUUUUUCUUGUAAGAAGUAGCAAGAAAAACCCAGAUUGGCACGUGCUUACACUAUGUCAUGAUCAAAAAGUUUUCAACUAUGAAAUCAAAACAAAGAAUUACCGAGAUCGGCAUAUGUACUUCAUAGACGAUGGACCAUUUUAUAAAUGUCUUGAACAUCUUAUACAGUACUACAGUUACCAUGCCAACGGUCUUCCAUGUGCCUUAUCAGUAUCUGUUAAUACAACUCGAGAGUUGGUACAAAUAUCCAAAGAUGAUGAGUACUUUAAUUUGGUGGAUACUGCACACAGAUUUCCUACAAAUGUAUCUCCAGCCUUGCCACCCCGCCCAGAGGAUCUGGACAUGACUUACAGUGAGAGUGACAACCCGCCAGUGUCAAAUGCUGCUCAUCAUCAUGCCCCCCUGCCCCCAUCCCCAACCCCACCAACAUCUAGUCCGCCACCACCACCUAACCAUCCACCUCCAAUCAGCAAACAGCACAGCAUUACAAAGAAACCAGAAGUAGAGCUGAGACAGAUAGACAGAAAACUGCUGUCCCUAGGCAAGGAGAUUGGACAGGGCGAGUUCGGUUCUGUAGUGAAAGGACAUUAUAAGAAAAAACCCACUGGUCGAGGAAAGACGGAGAAAAUUGACGUCGCUAUCAAAUUGUUUCAUAAAACGGCCAUUAAUAACCAGGAAGAUUUUCUAAAGGAAGCUAGAACCAUGCAGCAACUAGAACAUGACUGUAUCGUCAACUUUAUAGGAAUUGCAGAGUCAGAUAAUCAUGAAUUAAUGCUGGUAGAGGAAUAUAUCGCCAUGGGCUCCAUGCUGGAUUAUCUCAUAGACCACCGAGAAAACAUUAAGAAGACGGACCUGUAUCUAUGGGCAGCACAGAUAGCUUACGGAAUGAUGUACCUUGAACAACAAAAAAUGGUGCACAGAGAUUUAGCUGCUCGUAACAUACUGCUGCAGAGUAAAGAACGGGCAAAGAUAAGUGACUUUGGUUUAUCAAGAGCCGUUGGUUCUAACAGCGAUUACUAUAAAGCUACCACUGGUGGACGGUGGCCCAUUAAAUGGUAUGCUCCGGAAUGUGUGAACUACGGUCAUUUUUCACAUGCGAGUGAUGUAUGGAGUUUUGGUGUGACGUUAUGGGAGAUGUUCUCAUAUGGUGAACCUCCGUAUGGUGACAUGAAGGGAAUUGAGGUAAUAAAAUUCAUAGAAGAGGGCAAACGGCUUGCGAAACCAGAAAACUGCCCUGAAAUAGCCUACACACAGAUGAAGAAAUGUUGGAAUAAUGAACCUCGGGAUAGACCAACAUUUAAAGCAUUAAAUACGCACUUCCAAAGUGAGGAUGAAUAUGUCAGUACAAGGGACUUUAUGAAAACUAUCCGAAAAUAAUCUGUUAUACCAAAGAGAUAAAGAAUAUUUUACAAUAUGAAAAUUUACUGUAUAUAAAUCUGUUUUCAAUUUCUGUCAUUAUUUUGAAAUAUAUAUGGGUUUUUAUCCAUUCAUGAAACUUAACAACGUACUGUUUGAUUUGGUUGGUGUUGAGGAUAAGAUAUUUGAUCCAUCAAAUAUCUCAGAUAAUGGUGUUACCAUGACAACAGUCCAAUAAGUCAAAGUAAAAUUUGAAAUUGCGCUUAGACCUGCAAUGUUUUGAGCAGUGCCAUAAGAAAACCAACAUAGUGGCAUUGCAACCAGCAUGGAUCCGGACCAGCCUGCACAUCAGCGCAAUCUGGUCAGGAUCCAGGCUGUUCACUUUCAAAGCCUUUUGCAAGUAGAGAAACUGUUAUCGAACAGCAUGGAUCCUGACCAGACUGCACGGAUCCAUGCUGGUCGCAAAGCCACUAUGUUGGUUUUCCCAUGGUGUGGCUCAUUUAUUUUUCUUUUUGUUUAUGUAGUGAAGCUGUAAUAACAAUGGGCAAAUCGUGGGCUGAGCGCGAAACUAUUGUAACUGUAUAUAAAUAAAGAACAAGAUACAAUAGUUUCGCGCUCAGCCCUCGAAAUUACAUAUUCUGCCUUUGCAGUUUCGGCAAUUUCCGGUUUUAAAGAAAAGUUAUGACAGGGCCUCCUCUGCCAUUUGCAAAUGUAGUCAUAUGCUACAAAUACAAGUAACUGGCUACAGAUAUUUGAAAGUGGCUAUAAGAAUUUUAUUGAAAUGUGGCCAAAUAUCAGCAAUUCAGAUUCAAUUUGGCACUUUCUCUCAAAUAUUGGCUAUAAUUUUGAGCUGCCUUAGCUAAUUUACAUCCAAAAACAUGCCAAAUUGCUUAACAAGGAUACAUGAUAUUGUUGAAGUAGCCAAAUGUUAAUGGGGGUCCACUGCCUUUAACAAAAUUACUUUUACUAAACUAAGUUAUCAGACAGAACUGAAGGUUUAUCAUUUUUUCAUAUCUUUUAGUCUUAAAAGAUAAGGAGGAUUAUGAUAUAAUUCCAUUAUGGAUAUUACUUAACUUGAUUCAAGCUGUGUGAUAUAACUAAUUAAAGAUACCUUAUGAAAAUCCCCAUCAAAUAAUUAAAUUUACUAAUUAUAUAAAAAGACUGUGCAUGUAGAUUAAAUUUCAUACAGUGGCAGGCAUUUUUAGCUCGACUAUUCGAAGAAUAGUCUAGCUAUUCUACUCACCCUGGCGUCGGCGUCGGCGUCACACCUUGGUUAAGUUUUUGCAUGCAAGUACAUACGGCCAUCAAUUAAAGGCAUAUAGCUUUGAAACUUAUUUUUUCUUUUUCUAGGUCAAUUACCAACCUCUCUGGGUCAGGUCCCAUAACUCUGACAUGUAUUUUGAGCAAAUUAUGCCCCCUUUUGAACUUUGAAAAUUUUGGUUAAAGUUUUACAUGCAAGUUAUUAUCUCCAAAACUAAUGCAGAUAUUGAUUUGAAACUUCACAUGUGUCUUCGGGGUUAUAAAACUAGUUGAUAGCAGCAAGUCCCAUAACCCUGACCUUCAUUUUGGCCAAAUUAUGCCCCCUUUUGGACUUAGAAAAUUCUGGUUAAAGUUUUGCGUGCAAGUACAUACAGUUAUUACUAAAGGGCAUAUAGAUUUGAAACUUAUUUUUGCUUUUUCUAGAUCAAUUACUAACCUCACUGGAUCAAGUCCCAUAACUCUGGCAUGUAUUUUGGGCAAAUUAUGCCCCCUUUUGGACUUUGAAAAUUCUGGUUAAAGUUUUACAUGCAAGUUUCUAUCUUCAAAACUAAUGCAGAUAUUGAAUUGAAACUUCACAUGUGCCUUCGGAGUUAUAAAACUAGUUGAUAGCAGCAAGUUCCAUAACUGAUAUGCAUUUUGGUCAAAUUAUUCCCCCUUUUGAACUUGAAAUUCUUUUGAUAUUUAACCUUUUUGGGUAAUAUUUUCCUGCUUCUGGGACAAUAUUACGAAUAGUCGAGCUUGGCUGUCUUAUGGACAGCUCUUGUUUUUUUUAAAACUUCCAGUUUUUUAGUGGCAGUACACAUUUAUACUGUGUUAAGGCAUACAUAUAUACAGCGUGUACUAAAUUAAGCAUGAUGCAUAUUGUUCUUGAUACACAAAAACCUGUUAAUUUUAUGUGUUUUAAAACUAUAUAUAUUAUUUGUUCAUGUUUUCAAGUAUUAAAUUUGUGUAAUGUUUACCUUUAAAAAAAACAUUAUCUUUAACAAAAGAGGUAUUUGUAAGUUAAAAGAAGAAAAGAGACAGGACUAUUCAUUGAGACGUCAUUACACAGGUAUAUGAAUUAUGCCUUAAGAUAUUUUUUAAGUUAAAUCAAAAAUUUAAGGUGAGAAUAUUUAGUUAUGAUAAAGACUUACAAAAUGGGAUAUCCUAUCUCACACCAGUAAUUAGAUUCUUUGUCAGUCAGACAAACAUGUACGUAUAUUUUUUUAAUUAAAUAUCUUGUGUAUAAUAGCUGUUACAAGAAACACGUGUGUUUGAAGAAUGCAUGUCACUGCUGGCAAGGCAAUUUUUUCUGAAGCAGGAAAGUAUUUUUAAAUUCACCUAGAAAACUAGCAGAAGUAUUAAAGUUAACCAGAGUCAAAAGUUGUAAAACAAAACUUGAAGACCAGUCUCAGAACUCUAGCAUCUGAUUGGUCAGUGCUGAGCAAAAAUUUGAAAUUGACCGAUGGCACAGCUGCAUUCCUAGACUGGUCUUCAGGUUCUGUUUUAUAAUUUUAUUCCAAAUUCAUUUAUAACUUUUGAACUCCUGACACACAUUUAUCUCCACUCUGCCAUACCUUGUAGUAAUAAUAAGGUGUAAAAUUGCCAGCUUUACAAGAUGGCUGACAUUUUGUAGAAAUUUUCAUCUUUGACUUGUCUUUUUCUGCAACUUUGUUAUAAACUUCAUGAAUACAGAGAGAAAAACAUUUGCUAAGUUGACAUGUUUAAGAAUUAUAGUGGAAAAUCAGAUACAGAUAUAUGGUAAAUGUUUGCCGAGCUCUUGCCUAUGGAACAAGUUGAAGUAGUGGAUUCAUAAUGACACUUGGCAAAAUCCAUGCAAUUAAUAUUCUUCAUAAUGUUAUUUCGGCAUCCUUUGGCCAUAACAGAACAUUGUUGUUUUUU
Molecule: messenger RNA, 5635 nt
Organism: Mercenaria mercenaria
Lineage: Eukaryota; Metazoa; Mollusca; Bivalvia; Venerida; Veneridae
Product: tyrosine-protein kinase HTK16-like
Exons: 18
Coding region: 68-2515 (815 amino acids)
Biological process (GO): cell differentiation; innate immune response; cell surface receptor protein tyrosine kinase signaling pathway
Cellular component (GO): extrinsic component of cytoplasmic side of plasma membrane
Molecular function (GO): signaling receptor binding; ATP binding; non-membrane spanning protein tyrosine kinase activity
Source: RefSeq, a predicted model, not a curated record